Messenger RNA from Microbotryum saponariae, 3409 nucleotides. NCBI's taxonomy places the organism in Eukaryota, Fungi, Basidiomycota, Microbotryomycetes, Microbotryales, Microbotryaceae. The record is from the annotation of a GenBank genome assembly.
AUGAGCUCCGGGUCCGUUCUCUUCCCCAAGACUGGGUCAGCUGCACCCGCUGCCUCCACCGCCCGCUCCGAGUCCGACUUGGACGAGGCCGAAUUGCGAUCGAGGGCACAAGAGGAUGCUAGCGUGAUCUAUGCUCGUCCCAGAGCCCACAAGACUCGAACACUGUCCGAGGUAAGCCUUCAUCAUGCCUAGAACGGUGUCGUCGGGCGCAGGAAGGCUGAUUGUAUCUCUCUCCUGUCUCGUCGACGUUGCCCAUUGUGGCUCGGACUUGAGGGCAACAGAGUGGCAAUGCCCCGCACACGGUCCUCCGACAACGCCAAACCUACCUUGCCAAUCAAACGCCCCCCUCUCGAGCGAGGCGUCUCUCGCACGGUCAGUGCUCCCAUCCCCGCAUCGUUACCCCCACACUUCCCCACAUGAAACGCAGAGCGAAGAGCUAACGGGUCGACAUCUGCUUUUCUCUCUCCUCAGACGAGACGUCGGCCAAACCCCGCAAGUUCUUGGUCGAUGUCGAGGAGACGAUGAAACUUGUCCUCGAACAAGAAGAUACGGAUGGCAACUUCCAGGUCAGUCGGCGGAAUCUGAUGCAUCUGACAAAGCGCCCGGAAUCUCUCACGAGGCUAAUCGAGGCGGAUUCUCGCCGACAACAGAUCGCCGCUACGGACAAGGGACCCAAAGUGUUUACACUCGGAACGGCCAGCUCGAACGGCUACAACUCUUGUGAAGCACGUGCCACACGAGAAGUCUGGCGAGGACAUACAUAGGCGUACCCAUCCAAGCUGACCUUAUGGAAUUCGUCAUCUUAUUAGAUCCGAGGCACCUACAUGUUGUCCAACCUCCUACAAGAACUCGCACUCGCACGUGACCACGGUCAAAAGACGAUCGUCUUGGACGAAGCGCGACUGAGCGAGAACCCGGUCUCGCGGUUGAGCCGCAUGAUCCGCUACUCCUUCUGGUCGAACCUCACGCGACGAAUUGACGGUGAUGGACUGGAGGCGAUUUGCGCUGACCCAAAGGUAAUCGCCUGCCUACGCACAAUCACGGGUGGUGGACAAUGACUGAGAUAAUUACAACCCAUCUCGUGCAGAACCGAGGUCGAAACCAGGCCCCACGAAUCUACGUCCCCGAGGUUGAAGUGCAGAUGCGCAAAUACUACGAGCGCAUCGCCAAGGAGAAGCCCCACCUCGGCUUGAUCGUCUCUACGAUCCCUCGCGAAUUUACCCCCGAGUGGGUACGAGACCGCAACGAGGAGCCCGGUAUUCUCGCGCUGGCCAUGACCGAGAUCAAGGGUGCCGAAGGUGAGGACUCGGACUUCAAGGGGAUCCCCUUCGUCGUUCCCGGUGCGAGGUUCAACGAGCUGUACUACUGGGACAGCUACUUCGUCUCUCUCGGUCUCAUCUCGGAUGGCCACAUCGAUCUCGCGCGCGGUAUCGUUGAGCACUUCUUGUUCGAGAUCAAGCAUUACGGCAAAGUCCUCAACGGCAACCGAAGUUACUACCUGUGCCGCUCGCAGCCGCCGUUCCUCACGGAUCUCAUCCUGCAGGUCUUUGCGAACCUCAAUCCUGAGGACGCGGAAGAGAACAAGGCUUGGCUAAAGCGGGCGAUCCAGGGUGCGAUCCGCGAGUACCACAUUGUGUGGAUGGAUGCGUCGCUCCGACUUGAUACCCUCACGGGUCUUUCGCGUUACCGCCCCGAAGGCGUUGGCAUCCCACCUGAGACCGAGGCGUCUCACUUCACCUACGUCUUGCAACCCUACGCCGACGAGCUCGGCAUCAGCGUCAACGAGUUCACGGAGAAGUACACCGCCGGCGAGGUCUCGGUCCCCGCUUUGGACGAGUACUUCCUCCACGAUCGAGGUGUACGAGAAAGCGGUCACGACACCACGUAUCGCUUCGAGAAGCGUUGCGGCAAUCUUGGUACGAUCGACUUGUGCAGUCUAUUGUACAAGUACGAGGUCGACAUCGCUACCAUCAUUCGAGACCAUUUCGGUGACUCGCUCGACCUGGAGGAAGACUACGCUCUCAGCGCCUUCCCCUUCGGUACCGAGGUCCCUUACAAAGGCCCUAGGGAACUCGUCGCCGAGGCAGGUCGACGAUCGACGCAGGUCAAGCAGACGAGUGCGGAAUGGUUCGCUCGUGCGGGCCGACGCAAGCAGCUGGCUGAUCACUACUUGUGGCACGAGGGAAGAGGUUUGUACACCGACUAUGAUUGCGCGAAGCAGAAGCAGUCGUUGUACGAUACCGUCACGACGUUCUGGCCCAUGUGGUGUGGGAUGGCGAGUGAGCAGCAAGCCGACAAGAUCAUGUGAGUGGAAGCAGCACCGAAAACAUACACCUCGAUAUAAUGCGGUAUUGACGUGAUGGGCCCCACAGCAAAUCGUCUCUGGUCAAGUUCGAGGCGCUUGGCGGAUUGUUAUCGGGAACGGAAAGCUCGCGCGGUCGAAUCUCUCUCACAAGGCCGAACCGCCAAUGGGAGUGAGUACUACAAACCUCGUUGUCUUUUCUGCUUUGCUGACAUGUUAUGACAUAUAUCUUUCUUCAUUCUUCAGUUACCCUGCAGCUUGGGUCAGUAGCGAGUAUUUGUUGCACGUCUAAACUGGAAAUUGACAGACUCUUCGGAUACUCUCCUCGUCCUUCCUCAUCCUUCAUUCAUCAUUCAUCCUGAUGCUUACAGCCUCCUCAGUGAGUAACACUUCCCUAUUCACGUGCAUGUCAAAGUUCGUCCUGACCAGAUAUUGCGUUGACUCUUUGCAGCCAAAUCAUGGCUUGUUUGUCCCCGAACCUUCGGCGUACCAGUAUGCCUGGCGCAGGUGCUGACCCGUUCUUCUUUCCACAGGGGGCGGUAUGCAAAAGUACGGCUACUUCCACGAUGCUCAACGUGUCGCGUACCGAUGGCUUUACAUGUGACUUCAUUUUCACUGUGUGGAUCCUCCCAAAGCUUCCACACUGAUCCGCUUAUGAUUUGGACAGGGUGACGAUUGGUUUUGUCGAGGCGGCCGGAUGCGUCCCCGAGAAAUUCAACGCGGUCGAAGCGAGCUCCAACAUAGAUGCUGAAUGUGAGUCGGCCGUGGCUCUUUUCUUCCUGAAAAGACAUCGCGCAUCUGACACAAGUAUCUUACAAUUGAUAGACGGCAACCAAGGCACGGACUUCGCAUUGAUCCCACGAGAGGGCUUUGGAUGGUGAGCGCAGAGACUCGACAGCUGUGGAACUCCAGGCCCAAGGGCGGAAGACCGCCCUGCAGUGGCUGACACUUUCCAACUCUGAACUCACCAGGACGAACGCGAGUUACCAACUCGGGUUGGACGUCAUUACCUCGCACCAACGCCGCGCUUUGGGGGCGCUCACCUCUCCCGACGUGUUCUUCUCUCGCUCGCAUGUAUCGGCUAAUGCGCCAAGCGGCGAUCGCUGA